GGGCGCACAGCAACAAAUUAAGCAAUUCAAUCGUGCGGCUCUAGUGUGUGUUGAUAUCUCUCCGACGGUUUAGGUCCGAUUCCCACAAGUCGUGUUGCAUAACUACCUGUGAAGCGAAUCCAAGCAACAGUUGGAAGGGAAACAAUGCUUCGAAUUGCCGCACGUACCGGCGGAUUGGCGGUUCGGCGUGUUGCGUCUCCGAGCACAUUCCAUUUUCAACGAGCAAUGGCCACCGGGGAUUCGCUUGUACUGACGGAGGAAGUCGGCAGCAAGGGUGUGAUCACGCUGAACCGUCCGAAAGCGCUGAACGCCAUCAACCUGGACAUGGUGCGGCAGAUCUACGGUGCGAUGAAGCAGUGGGAAACGGGCAAGAAUUUGGUGAUCGUGAAGUCGGUCGGCGAGAAAGCCUUCUGCGCCGGUGGUGACGUGCGGGCCAUCACCGAGUCGAGCGAUGCGGAACUGGCCAAACAGUUCUUCAGCACCGAGUACAGAAUGAACGCUCUGAUCGGUGGUUAUCGGCCGAUUUAUAUUGCCGUCAUCGACGGAAUUACGAUGGGCGGUGGCGUUGGACUGUCGGUGCACGGUAAAUAUCGGAUAGCGACGGAGCGCACAAUGUUUGCUAUGCCGGAAACAGCUAUUGGCCUGUUCCCGGACGUUGGUGGAGGUUACUUUCUGCCACGUCUGCAAGGAAAGCUCGGUCUGUAUCUAGGGCUAACGGGGUACCGGUUGAAAGGACGCGACGUCUACAAAGCAGGUGUUGCGACGCACUACGUCGAGAGCAAAAAUCUGCAGGCACUCGAGCAGCAACUGUUGGCCACGACCAGCGCCAGCGAGGUAGAAGAUGUGCUUGCGCGCUUCUCCGAGAAGCGAGAAGCUGGCCUCGAGUUUGUGUUGGAGAAGCACUUGAAGCAGAUUGACGAUUGUUUCGGUGCACCGACGGUGGACGAUAUCUUUGCGCGGCUCGAAAAGGACGGCAGUGAAUGGGCCCACAGUACGCUAAAGUUGCUGCACAAAAUGUCCCCCACGUCGCUGGUCGUAACGCAGAAACAGCUCGAGUUGGGCGCCAAGAUGGACCUGAAAACGUGUCUGCGGAUGGAGUACCGGUUGGCGGUGCAUCAUGCGAUUGACAGCGACUUCAAGGAGGGCGUUCGGGCGUUGCUGGUCGAUCGUGACCAAACGCCCCGCUGGAACCCGGACAGCCUGUCCAAGGUUGACCCAGGACGCAUUGAAAAGUUCUUCGGACCUUUGCCUGACGGCAGCGAGUUAAAGUUCGAAGACGACGAACCGAAGGCCAGUCUGUAAGAAUAUGUUGGUUUGGUUUAAGACUUGAUUCUAUUCCAACAUUAAUCUUCGGCAAGGACUUGCCGAAGCACCAAGUGCAUUUACUAGCUAUUAAUUGUGCCAACAGUUCGCAGCGAAGCUGCAGUCAUGGAUGCAUGGGUUUUUACUCUAAAUUGUAAGGGCAGAGAAAUAAAUAUGUGAGGUCCAUGUUCCUGCAGCCGCAAAAGUUUCGGAUACAGUCCACACCCACCACACCAUUGCUGAGAAACUAUUCAUUUCAUUUUGUCUUCCACUCCAUCGUUACUUUACUUUG
Anopheles cruzii is the source of this 1594-nucleotide messenger RNA. RefSeq names its product 3-hydroxyisobutyryl-CoA hydrolase, mitochondrial (gene Hibch). NCBI's taxonomy places the organism in Eukaryota, Metazoa, Arthropoda, Insecta, Diptera, Culicidae. The transcript has 2 exons. The coding region runs from base 145 to 1302 and encodes 385 amino acids. Gene Ontology annotation, biological process: L-valine catabolic process. The record is from RefSeq and is a predicted model, not a curated record. Gene Ontology annotation, cellular component: mitochondrion. Gene Ontology annotation, molecular function: 3-hydroxyisobutyryl-CoA hydrolase activity.